Messenger RNA from Electrophorus electricus (electric eel), 2658 nucleotides. It is a transcript of the gene rbfox3b, whose product is annotated as RNA binding fox-1 homolog 3b. The record is from RefSeq and is a predicted model, not a curated record. Gene Ontology annotation, molecular function: mRNA binding. Gene Ontology annotation, biological process: nervous system development; regulation of alternative mRNA splicing, via spliceosome. NCBI's taxonomy places the organism in Eukaryota, Metazoa, Chordata, Actinopteri, Gymnotiformes, Gymnotidae. Gene Ontology annotation, cellular component: nucleus; cytoplasm.
GAGCAGUGUGUGUAUGCGUGCGUGUGUAUGUGAAAGAAGUGAGUCCCUCUUCACCUCGUCAGCUUGCUGUACAUGGAGACUCCCAACUGGCCAGGUAGCGGAGCGUGUAAGUCCAGCACCCUAGCUGUGGUCAGGAACGUGGUGUGCAGUGGACUCCUCAGCCACCAGCUCUGCCACUUAGGACUGCCCCUUUUCCCCAGACUGGGUAACCAAGAGGCGACCAAUCCGGUGGAAGCGAUGGCCCAAUCCUACACCCCGACGCAAUUCCCCCCUCCCCCACAGAACGGAAUUCCGGGUGAGUUCGCCAGCCCCCACGCCCUGCCUUCGCAGGACUUCCCGGGACAGAGCCGGGUAGCGGAGCACGCCCUCACCCUCUACACGCCCGCACAGACACACAGCGACCCGGCAACCAGCGACAAUAACACAACAGCCCUCACCGCCAACAACAACAGCAUUCCGACAGAUGACGUGACGCAAACAGAGAGCCCCCAGCAGUUGUCGCUGCAGUCCACAGACUCGGCGGAGAAGCCUCAGCCCAAACGCCUGCACGUCUCCAACAUCCCCUUCCGGUUCCGCGACCCAGACCUCAGGCAGAUGUUUGGGCAAUUUGGGAAGAUUUUAGACGUGGAGAUCAUUUUUAAUGAAAGAGGAUCUAAGGGCUUUGGCUUUGUAACUUUUGAAACGAGCACCGAUGCUGACCGAGCUCGGGAGAAGCUCAACGGUACAAUCGUAGAGGGACGCAAGAUCGAGGUGAACAACGCUACAGCAAGAGUGAUGACAAACAAAAAAACAGCUAACCCAUAUGCCAACGGCUGGAAGCUGAACCCUGUGGUUGGAGCUGUUUACGCACCUGAGCUCUACGCAGUAACGGGCUUUCCAUAUCCAGCCUCAGGGGCAGCAGUAGCAUACAGAGGCGCUCACCUGAGAGGCAGAGGGCGGGCCGUCUACAACACCCUCCGCACAGCCCCUCCCCCUCCUCCCAUCCCUGCCUACGGCGCAGUGGUGUACCAGGACGGUUUCUACGGUGCUGAGAUUUAUGGAGGCUAUACAGCGUACAGAUAUGCCCAGCCUGCCACUGCUACUGCAUACAGUGACAGCUACGGGAGAGUCUAUGCAACUGCAGACCCCUACCACCACACGAUCGGUCCUGCCACGACAUACAGCGUGGGCACUAUGGCUAGCCUGUGCCGAGGAGCUUACAGUCGCUUCACGCCCUACUAAAGGCGUUGCCAUGGCAAAACAAGCUGCCGGUAAACGUAAAGCGAGCGAACCCCCUCGCCCCUCCCUACACUGAGCGCCGCGUGAAAACGACGUGCUUCCGGGUCGGCGCAGCGACCUCCCCAAACCACACCACUUCCUCCGUACCAUGCGUCUAAUCACACAUGUAUCCACCAGCGACUCUUUCUCUUUGUGUGCAUGUGUGUGUGUGUGUGUGUGUGUGUGUGAGUGUGUGUGUGUGAUGUAUGAUGUCCCUGGUUCUUUUUUUUUGGGGGGGGGGUGAAAGUUGUAUUAUAACUAUUAUGAAGUUGGAUUAUCACAACAGGGAGUGUGAGAAGCCUGAUACCUGCUCAGAUAAGGCUGUCCAAUCCUGAGUGCUAACGCUAAAUUAAACAGCCACACCUGACUCAUACACACCUGGUGGGUGUGUGUUCAGUGUGGAUUCUCCUGCUCCCAGCCUGGGUUUGUUCCUACAGGAUUGGUACACUGUAUUUAUUAUCACGUUACCAUAAUUUCCAAUCAUGCAUUAGUGUUGAGAAUCUCACAGUCAUUUGAUUGCGGAAAAUACAGUUUGAUGUUACAUUAGUAAAUAUUCACACCAUGCUCUAGAUAAUCGCGCGUUAAACACAGAUAAAUGUGACACUACUGCAAGUUCUUGGUAUUUAUGUUUCGGGAGACACUAACCGAUUUCCUGACCGGUCUGUGGUUUGAGCCCGGUGAGCAGAGGUACGAGGGUGCUCUGUCGUCAGGACUGCACUGUCUGCUGUCAGCCAUGAUGGGACAGUGUGGAUUUCGUAAGGUCCUUGCUGAAAAGGGUGAGCUGAACCUCUAAUGAGUCUAACUGGCCAGACAGACCCAUGGUGAGCACCCCUGCUCACGACUCAUGUACAGCCGCUUCUGAUUGGUCAGCUUUUCAGCCCUAAGACACAAAUGUCUCUUUUUUUAUAAUAGACAGUGGUUCUGCAUGUGAGGCAGAGAGUUGCACCGGGAUUGGUUCAGCCAAUCAGGAGGGGAAAAUAAUUGUUUGUAGUCUGCCAGAACCACGGUCCUCUGGGAAAUGUCUCUUAGGCCAUCACGAUCUCACCCAGCUCCACCACAGUGUCAUUUUGAGGUUUUCAACAGGAAGGCGCUGGUCUCGGUUUACCAAACGUCAUCCGAUACACUACAUCAGAAAGCAGGGUGCAUGUCCGUGGUGUACUAAUAAUUAUUCUGGGUUGAACAGAACUAUUAAACAAGUAUUUAUCCCUUAAUGGAGAAGUAGGUGAUGAAAACACAUAAGGGCAGAAAUACAGCAGCCCAGAUAUUCCCCGGUGUGACAUGUGUGUUGGAUAAUGAGUUCUAGCAUUUCAUUAGUGGCCAUCUUGGAUUUCACCCAGAGAGCAGUAACUUGGUCAGUCUUGCAUCAGUGUCAGUGACCACACAUCAGUUUCACGUCGUGUA